AUGAGCUCUGAACAGCUUGCUCCGGCGACGAUCUUCAACCCCUCCGACCGACCGCCUGACGAGGCCCCCUCACCCAUAGACAUCUCUCAGAUUCCCCCCACGACAUCACUUGUAGGUGAAAGCAUGGCAGUGGACACCCCUUCCGCGGGAUCGCCGACGUCGUCGACUCCGGCCACCACUCCUAUUUCGUACGCGCGGGCGGUUCUGGGUGAGAAAUCCGGAAGCGCGCAGGAGGCGACCUCAUGGACUCCAAUCGGGGAACACGAUCUAGUCCCUAGCACGUAUAAUGGGGAGCCGGAACUGAAAGUUUCUGAUGGACUGAAAACCAAAUUGAGUGCUCCGUGGCAACGGUCUUUGGUGGUUCGUACGCUGGGUAUCCAAAUCUCCUUCACCACCUUCAGCAACAAGGUUAAGAUGCAAUGGCGUCCGACAGGGACGCUGGAUAUUCUGGUGCUUGGCCCAGAGUGCUUCCUCGCCAAGUUCUCCAACGAUACAGACUACUUUAGAGCUCUGACGGAAGGCCCUUGGACCAUCUUCGAUCACUAUCUGCUUGUCCAGCAAUGGACGCCGAAUUUUCGGCUGAACAACAAACUCCCGAACUCGAUGAUAGUCUGGGUUCAGCUUCCUGCAUUCCCAAUCCACUUUUAUCACCGGGAAGUCCUCUUCUCGCUUGGGAAUAUGAUUGGUCGCACAAUUAAGCUUGACUACCACACUCUCCACCAACAGAGGGCAAGAUUUGCGAGGAUAGCUGUGGAAAUAGAUCUCUCUAAACCUCUGGUUAUGCGCAUUCGUCUCGACGGGCAGUGGCAGUAUCUCGAAUAUGAAAAUCUUCCGGUUGUGUGCUUUGAGUGCGGAAAAAUUGGACACACCGAGAGCUCCUGCCCAAACCUGAUCGCACCCCCUCUGCCGCUCGCCUUGGUAGAAUCCGGAAGCCGGUCGGAAAUUACUCCGGCGACCCAACCGGAGGAGAAAGUCGGAUUCGGCCCCUGGAUGCAAGUCACCCGUAGAUCACGGCGAGGAAAUCGGAACACAGAGAAAGGAAUCAUGGAAACAGCUAAUGGAGAGAGCGCCAAUCAAGGGAAAGGGGAAAAAGGUAAGUUCAUUAACAAGGAAAGUCCCGCUAGCAAUACCUUGGCGCAAGGACGACGGGUCGGCACCAACCAACGGGCAGAGAUCUCCAAUGGAGGAAAGUCAGGGAAAAGGAAAAGGCAAGGCUAUUACGGAAGUAGAAGGUGA
Linum trigynum is the source of this 1236-nucleotide messenger RNA. The record is from the annotation of a GenBank genome assembly. NCBI's taxonomy places the organism in Eukaryota, Viridiplantae, Streptophyta, Magnoliopsida, Malpighiales, Linaceae.